AUGCUCAAAGUGCCCGCUCCAAUCAAAACAUUCUUCGACGCGUUCCCGCUGGAGAAAUUGCCGCCGCUGGAGGUGUCGGAAACCGACUCCAACGCCUGCCAGGUGGUUGGAGGCGGAUCAACACAAUCCCCGGACUUUUACCUGUACACGUACGGACACAAAAAUGGUGUGGGAACGACGCUGAGCACGGAACCAACAUCGCUGGCGGUGCAAUUGUUGCUGUCACAUUUCCACCCCAAGAAAUCCACACAGCUCGCCACAGUAUCUCACCUGGCCAACAUGGACGGCAAACUGCCUCUAUUGGUCCAGCAGCCCUCCAACCGCACCUUUCUCACCUUCAACUCCAUCUACAAGAACCUGGUGCCAUUGACCCCGCAAAUCAACGUGCUCAGCUCGCUGGUCUUCCACAACCUGUACCAUGCGUGGAUCGUGACCAUUCUGGACCCAGCAUACUCCCGGCAGUUUGAAAACACAUUUCUGAGCGUCAAGUCACUCGAGUCCAAUACCGAGGCCCGGUUCGUCGAGCCUCUCAAAAUCAGAUUCAUGCAGGAUCUCAUCACCGACCACAAGAACCUCGCCACCGCCAUGGAACAGAGCACCCGACUACCAACCCGGCUAGUCAUGUCCAUGGAGUCGGUGUACGACAGCCAUCCCGAGAUUGAAGAGAUUUACUGCCGGGCGCACGACGCUCUGACCGCCUUUUCGAAACUGCUGGCCGAAAGCCCCUCCCAGUUCUUCAACGCCAAGGACAAGGGCUUUGAGCAGAGCGAAAUCGGCUCUCUGGACUGUGUGGUGGCCGCCUUUAUCUACUCGCUACGGCCCGAGUCUCCCUUUGGCCAGACUCGCCUGGGACACAUGGUCCAGGAUUUCCCCGAUCUCAGCAGCCAUGCCGUCAGUGUUAUCGAGGAGGUCUACAAGAAGAAUUAA
Molecule: messenger RNA, 927 nt
Organism: Yarrowia lipolytica CLIB122
Lineage: Eukaryota; Fungi; Ascomycota; Dipodascomycetes; Dipodascales
Source: RefSeq, a predicted model, not a curated record